CGCGCUAGAUCGCCGACUGAUGGCGUUGAUCGCGCUGUCGUAACCGUCCCUGAAAUGGUAUCCUUGCAUUUCGGAUAUUGUGGGGCAUUGUGGGGUGUUGCUUGCUUACAUUGAAAGUUUUGUGGCGCCAAUUGCGCUACUUUCGGAUUUUAUGCGUUUUAUUUGAUUAUUUUCAAGGAUGCCGGCGUUUUUGAAGCAUAUCGAAGUUGACAAUUUCAAAUCUUAUAAAGGAAAGCUUAUUAUCGGCCCGCUAAAGUCAUUUACGGCUGUAGUUGGCCCCAAUGGAUCCGGAAAGUCUAAUUUUAUGGAUGCCAUCAGUUUCGUCAUGGGUGAAAAGACUAGCAGUCUACGAGUCAAAAGAUUUAGCGAGCUGAUUCAUGGUGCAUCCAUUGGUAUGCCAGUAGCACGAAGUGCUUCAGUAACAGCUGUAUUUGAGUUAGAAAAUGGAACUGAAAAAAGCUUUAUGCGUUCAGUACAAGGUUCUUCUUCUGAACACAGAAUUAAUAAUAAUAUUGUUACGAACAUAUAUUAUAUGACUGAAUUGCGAGAAAUGGGUUUGGACGUAAAAGCAAAGAAUUUUUUGAUACCUCAAGGUUACAUCGCAUGUUUUGCAAUGAAAAAGCCGAAAGAUCUGACCGCAAUGUUUGAAAAGAUUACUAAUUCAAAUGAGUACAAAGCAGAUUAUGAUAGAUUAAAAUUAGAACUUUUGAACAUGACAGAAAAAAUAAAUUUUGAGAAUAAAUUGAAAAAACAGAUAUUAAUUCAAAAGAAAUACGCCAUUAUGGAAAAAGCAGAAACAGACAAAUAUUUAAAACUAAAAGAACAACAUAAUAAAUACAAAUUAAAAUAUCAAUUAGUUCUAUUGCUCCGUAUUAAGAGGAGAGUUGCAUUUUUACAAGAUAAGGAAAGAAAAAUCAAAUCGCAAAUAGAUCAGUAUCUACACAACAAGAAGAACAUGAUAAUUUUAUUGGAAGAUACAAAAUCGCAAUUUAAGUUAUUAUCCAGUUCCCUCGAAGAUAUUGAACAAGAUAUCCUGAAAAUGAAAAAUAUUAUUGAACAGAGGAAGACAGAACACAUUAUUUUCGAGGAUAAUAUUUUAUAUUGGCAGAAAAAACGUGAAAGCGCUCGCAUAUCUCUAGACUGUGCGAAUAAAGCGCGCGAUACUAACAAACGAAUCGUCCAAGAAUUAAAUAAUGAGUUAGAACGAAUAAACAAUGAAUUAACAGAAUUAAGAAAAGCGUCACAGACGAGCAUUAUAGAACUCAGUAACUCUCAGGUUAAACGUUACAUGGAAUUGACGAACGAAGUUGAAUUUCGAGCACAGAAUUCUGUAAAACAAAUAAAAAGCUUGAUGCAUGAUCAGCGAGAAGAUCAGGCUAAACUUGAUAAUGAAAAUAGAUGUAAAAAAGAAUUAGAGGACAAAGAAAAACAGAUGACAUUAAAGAAAGUGAAUCUCGAAACGCGAUUUACAAAAUUGCAAGAUUCAAGUACCAAAUCCAAAACAACUUUAAUGGAAAAAACAGCAAAAAUACAAGAAUUAAAUAAAAAAAUUACUGAAACAAGAAAUAAAUUGUUAAAUCUGGAGAAUGAUAUUGUACAGAUUACAGAGGAGUUUUCUGAGGCAGAUAUUGAUAAGAAUAAUAUUUUGCAUAGGAAUAAGAAAAAUGAAACAAUUAAUAUGUUGAAACAGAUUUACUCUGGCGUGUAUGGUCGCUUAUUUGAUUUAUGUAAGCCUAUUCAUUCACGUUAUAAUGUUGCUGUAACUAAGGUUUUUGGUCAAUAUAUAAAUGCCAUUGUCGUUGAUACCACGCGCACAGCAAUUCAGUGUAUUCAACUUUUAAAACGAGAUAAAAUAGACUUUGAAAUAUUUUUACCACUUGAUUCAAUAAAAAGUAUAAUUUUAAAUGAAAGAUUACGUGCUAUAGAAGAACCGCAAAAUGUUAAAUUAUUAUAUGAUGUAUUGAACAUUUCAUCAUCACAUAUAAAUAAUGCAGUUUUAUUUGUCACUAAAAAUACUCUAGUUUGCGAGACUAAUGAACAUGCAAAAAUGUUAGCAUAUCCUGAUGAUAAACAGGAAGCAUAUGAUUGUAUCUCAUUGGACGGAUGUUUUUAUCGUAAAAAUGGUCUAAUGUCUGGAGGAUUAGCUGAUUUAAUAGUAAAAGCAAAACAAUGGGACGAACAACGAAUACUAACAUUGAUGGAACAAAAGGCACAAUUAAUGCGAGAACUCAGAAAUUUACCUAAAAUUUCUCUUAUGCAAUCUGAAGUUGAUAUAAUUAAUAUAGAAAUUAAUGCACUCACACGCCAAAAUAAAUAUGUGGAAACAGAUAUAAAAGAUACUCUGACAAUAGUUGUAAUUGAUGACAAUAUGCAAAAAAGAAAUAAAGAAAUUAAAAAUAUGGAGAAAUAUAUUAAUUCAAUUAAGAAUGAAAUCUUUGUUGAUUUUUGUAACGAUAUUAAUGUGCCGGAUGUUAACUACUAUGAGAAAAAUAAUUUGCGAAUUUAUCAAGAAAAAAAAACGAGACAAUUAGAGCUUGAGCAACAAUAUAAUCGUAUCAAAGAUCAAUUGCGCUUCGAAAACGAGAACGAUAUAAAAAAUAAAGUAUUGAAAUGGCAACAAGCUGUAGAACAUGCUGAUACAGAAUGGAAUAAAGUGUGUCAGCAAGAACGUCAUGCAAAAAUUAAAGUUGAGCAAGAAGAAACAAAAAUGUCGAAGUUAAAGGACAAUUAUACAAAAGUAGCAAAGGAUUUGGAUAAUAUGACAAAAAAAUUAGCUGAAUACAAAUCGCAAAUUAGCGUUAAUGGAAAAUUAUAUUUGGAGGGUCAGAAGGCACACAUUGCUGUACAGAGAAAAAUACGACAGAUAAAAAUAGAAUGCAACAUUAUACUUAAAGAAUGCAAGAUGGAAGAUAUUAGUAUUCCAAUGUCAGAAACACAUUGUAGAUUAGAAGAAAGCGUUUUUACAAGUAGCUCAAGUUCAAAUAUAGAAUCGUCAGGAGAUUGUGAAGUAUUAACAAAAAUUGAUUUCUCGCAAUUUCCUGAAGAAAUCUGCAAUUUUACAAAUGAAAAAUUGCGAGACAUGGCACUUCAAUUUAUUGAGAAGAUUACGAAAAUUGAGAAUGAAUUUGAUGAUUUAGUAAAUCUUAAAAUUGAUGAAAAGAUUGAUAUUAUAAAGCAGCGGAUGCAAAAAAUAAAUACGAAUCUUCGAAACUACCGUGAUAAAUACGAUGAAAUAAAAAUGCAAUUUGAAUCAAAUUUGGUUAAUAACACAUCGGCUCAAGCAAUUAUCUUACCAGAUAAUCUCGAGGAACCAUAUGCAGGCAAUAUAAUUUAUAACUGCAUAGCACCGCAUAAAGGUUUUCAACCAUUGCAAUACUUAUCUGAUGGAGAAAAGUCAAUGGCUAGUUUGGCAUUAUUAUUUGCAAUUCAACGUUAUAGACAAAUUCCGUUUUUCAUUAUGGACGAAGGUGACGCGGCAUUAGAUAAAGUGAAUAUUAAGAAUAUCGUUUCUUUUAUUCGGUCUCAAGAAACUCUUAUGCAAUUCAUCAUGAUAUCUUUACAUAAAGAAUUAUAUCGUAAUUCUGAUGCACUUGUAGGAGUUACUGUUGAAAAGGACUUCACGAUGAGAGGACGGGCUUUAGAGCUGAUCACGGGAUUUCUCGUGGUUCAGUUGCUGUUGCCUUUGCCGGAUCAAGUGAACGCCAUGAAAAACAGACUAAGGAAACAACGCUCCAAACCGCAAGAGCAUCAGCAAUCUAGCAACGAUUAUGAAUAUGAUUAUAACUACGAGAACUACGACGAAUACGAUGAAAAAAACGAAUUAAAAAAAUCAAAUUCUAUAAGAAAUAGUGAUUGUUAGUUUUUUCAGGUUUUACCUACGGAGAUUUUACCAAGUGAAAGUAACAUAUAUAGUUCUGUGGCUAUACCAGGACCACGAGGUUCACCUGGUCGACCUGGAGAUGAUGGUCGUCCUGGCGAUUCAGGAUUUCCUGGACAACCUGGUACGCCUGGGAUCCCAGGGCCACCUGGACCUCCAGGACCUGUACCUGAUGUAUCUCUUUAUUAUCAACAACUGGCUUUGUCUCAAGCAAAUGAAGAUAAAGGUCCAUCCGGAGCGGCAUCAUUGUACGGACCAGAGGCAUUAUCUUACAUUCAAACACAAGUAGGCCCGAUGGGUCCGCGAGGUCCUCCAGGUCCAUCUGGUCCUCCUGGUCCUCAAGGUUUUCAAGGUACACGAGGUGAAACCGGUGAACUGGGUUCUCCAGGCCCUCCUGGUAUGCCAGGUCCUAGGGGUUUACCAGGAUUGCCUGGAAAAGACGGUAUUAGUGGAGAAGAUGGUGAAACUGGUCCAUCAGGAUCGCCUGGUGCUAUGGGACAACGUGGUCUUCCAGGAAUACCUGGGCUUCCAGGAUUGAAAGGUCACCGUGGUUUUCCAGGUCUAGAUGGUGUCAAAGGUGAGCAAGGAACUUCUGGUGAAAAAGGAUCUAUGGGUUCGCCUGGGCCGAUGGGACCAGUAGGACCGAUGGGUCCAGCUGGACCUCGCGGUGAAAGAGGUAGAGAAGGUCCGUCGGGACCUCCUGGGUUGAGAGGCCUCGAUGGAAUUGCUGGGCCACCUGGGCAACCCGGUGUUAUAGGCAAACCUGGCUCACCAGGUUUUCCAGGCAAUCCUGGAGUUAAGGGUGAUCAAGGAUUGCAAGGAUCGACAGGAAACCAAUUAAUAUUUUAUAACAAAGGCGAAAGUGGCCGUCCAGGACAACCUGGUGAAACUGGUCCACAAGGUCCUCAAGGCAAAGAUGGAAUUCCGGGUGAGAAAGGAGCCACUGGAGCAAUAGGACCCGUUGGUAUGAUCGGGUUUCCGGGUGCUCGAGGUCAACCUGGAACACCGGGUAAUCCUGGUAUCCCUGGCGCCAAAGGAGCACCUGGCCUUCCUGGUGAUAGAGGUUUGAAAGGAGAUACUGGAGUGAAAGGUGAUGCAGGAAUGCCUGGUCCGCGUGGACUUCCGGGAUCUCCUGGGAAUGAGGGCAAAAGAGGUAAAAGGGGUAUGCAAGGGCCAAUCGGCUCUGUAGGACCUCCUGGAGAACGCGGCGUAUCUGGAGAACGUGGUUUUCCUGGAUCAGAUGGUCCCAUCGGGCCUCAAGGGCAACCUGGUGAUCGUGGUCCUCCAGGAGCUAUUGGAUCAAAAGGUGCUACUGGAGAUCCUGGACGACCUGGACCAGCAGGAUUACAGGGUGCACGUGGUUUAAUGGGUAGGCCCGGAGCCACCGGGAAACCAGGUAAUCCUGGGGAACGUGGAAUUCAAGGUGCGGAUGGCAAGCCUGGAGAACAGGGACUACCUGGUCUGCAGGGUCUACCAGGACCAAUAGGAUCACCAGGAGAAAGAGGAUAUUCUGGAGAACGUGGAAAAGAUGGUGAGCCUGGCAAUCCAGGUUCACCUGGUCCAAGAGGAGAUACUGGUAAAGAAGGACCUCCAGGAGUAGCGGGUCCACCAGGCCCAUCAGGAAGCGACGGCGCACGAGGUCUUCCGGGGCCCACUGGCUCUAGAGGUUUUCAAGGUCUUCCAGGUGCCGCAGGUAAUCCGGGUGUUCCAGGCAAGGACGGAGAAGCAGGAGUACAAGGACAUCCCGGUCCGCCGGGAAUGGUCGGCGAUAGAGGCGAGCGAGGAUUUCCGGGAGAAAGAGGACUUAUUGGACCUCCAGGACCUAUGGGACCUAGAGGAGAAACCGGAACACAAGGCUCUGACGGUCUUAUUGACUUCCUGGUGCGAGAGGAUUACCCGGAGAACCUGGACAGAAAGGAGAAAGGGGCACAAUCGGACCAAUUGGACCCGAAGGUCCCUCAGAAUAGACACAUUGGAGAGCGUGGUCCACAAGGAGAAAUUGGACCUCCUGGCUCUCCUGGAGAACCAGCUGAACGAGGUGAUCCAGGUCUUCCUGGUCUCAUUGGUGAGCCUGGAGCUCCUGGUAAUCCAGGAGAAAGAGGACCUCAUGGAUUACAGGGCUCACAAGGUUUUCCAGGCCCACAAGGGUUAAUCGGACUUCCGGGCCUGAAAGGUGAUCGUGGAUAUCCGGGUUUAAAGGGAGAACAAGGAAAUCCGGGAUUACCUGGUAGUCACGGCGAGAUUGGAGCACCUGGACCUAUUGGAGUUACUGGUGUUAAGGGAAUCAGAGGUGAUCCUGGAGUACGAGGUGAACCUGGUUUAAUGGGCCCACCUGGUAUUAUAGGACAUGUUGGACCAUCAGGACCACCUGGAAAUAUAGGACCAUCUGGUGCUCCUGGAUUGCCUGGUGUCAAAGGUGAUGCGGGCGAUACUGGACGUCCUGGAAAUCCAGGUCCAAUCGGUAACCCUGGUCUACCUGGAAUCGAUGGAAUUAAAGGCGAAAGUGGAUCUCCAGGCUCUCAAGGACUAACAGGUUCUCAAGGACCUCAAGGUCCGCCUGGCGAAAGAGGUUUACCGGGCCUACCUGGUUCCCCUGGUCCUAUAGGGAAUAGAGGAUUACGCGGAGCUCCCGGUGAAAUAGGACAACCUGGAAAAACAGGAGUGGAAGGUCCGCCUGGACCUCCUGGAUUAAUAGGUUCUCCAGGUACUCCAGGUCAUACAGGAGAAAUAGGACCGGAAGGACCAAUUGGAAAACCAGGUCCACCAGGUAUAGGAGGUCGACCAGGUGAUAAGGGACCACCUGGAGUACCUGGUGCUGCAGGACCAUCAGGUCCUCCUGGAUUAUCUGGACCACCUGGACCUACCGGACCUACCGGACUUACUGGAGAACGUGGUCCGAAAGGUGAAACAGGGCCGCAAGGUGUAGAAGGUCCACAGGGGCCACGAGGAAAACCCGGCCCAGCAGGUCUUGAAGGUAUAAAAGGGGAUCGCGGAGAAGAGGGACAAAAAGGAGCUAAAGGACAUCGGGGAUUUACUGGUUUACAAGGAUUACCUGGAUCUCCUGGUUUAAUAGGAGAAAAAGGUAUACCUGGUCUACCAGGACUUCCUGGUAAAGACGGAGAACCAGGUAUUAGAGGUAAUCCUGGACGAGAAGGCAAUCCUGGUCCUAUCGGACCUGUGGGAAAUCCUGGAUCAAGAGGUCCACCUGGGGAAGAAGGUCGCCAAGGAUCACCGGGUCUUCCAGGACCUCCUGGACCACCUGGUCCUCCUGGAGAAGUGGGUUUCGGUUACGAUGCAGCGUCUUUAGCAGCAUUUAUAGGACAAGGCCAAACCAAAGGACCAGAUCCACUUGGAGAUGAACCACCAAGAAUAUUUAGUAAAGAUAUCACUGAAAAGGAACGAAGAGAAUUACUUUUGAAAGCGUACGAAAAUUUAAAAUUGUCGUUCCAAAAAUUGAUGAAACCGGAUGGUGAAAAGAAUUCGCCUGCUAAAACUUGUCGAGAUCUAUUUGCCGCUUACCCGGACAAAUUAUCUGGCGAGUAUUGGAUUGAUCCAAAUGAAGGAGAUAUUCGAGACGCGAUCUUAGUGUAUUGCGAUGCUGAGAAACGUGCAACUUGCAUUUUACCAAAUCCGUCGCGUUCACCAGAAAUCACUCACAUCACUGAUCAACAGGAAACUUGGUUGAGUGAGAUAGAUAACGGCAUGAAGAUUACAUAUAAGGCAGAUAGUAAUCAAAUCGGUUUCUUGCAAUUGCUCUCGAAACAUGCGAAUCAGAACAUCACGUAUCAUUGUAAAAAUAGCGUGGCUUACUUUGAUUACGAAAAGAAAACAUAUAAAAGAGGCUUAAAGCUUUUAGCUUGGAACGAUAUUGAAUUAAUACCGCGAGGUAAUCAGCGUCUUAGAUAUGAAAUGAUAAUGGAUGAAUGCAGGGUUUAUCGAAACAAAUGGGGUAAAACUGUUGUUUCGUACGAAACGGAUAAACCCGUAAGACUUCCUAUAUUAGACGUGGCUCUACGAGAUAUUGGAAAACCCGAACAGAGUUUUUCUAUUGAGAUCGGUCCAACUUGUUAUGCUUAAAACAAA
This is a messenger RNA of Atta colombica, 7960 nucleotides long. Its product is annotated as collagen alpha-1(II) chain-like. Gene Ontology annotation, cellular component: chromosome; cohesin complex; nucleus. The record is from RefSeq and is a predicted model, not a curated record. Gene Ontology annotation, biological process: sister chromatid cohesion. Gene Ontology annotation, molecular function: DNA binding; ATP hydrolysis activity; ATP binding. Lineage: Eukaryota; Metazoa; Arthropoda; Insecta; Hymenoptera; Formicidae. The transcript is spliced from 44 exons.